AUGAAAUCAGCUCGAUCCUUCAGUUCUCUCAAUCUCAGCACCGACCAGCAGUGGAAGUACCUCACAGAGCACGACCCUAAGUUUGAAGGGCAGAGAAAACUCAAAAUAGAAGGCAAGGAGCUGGUGUCGGUGCCUCUGCGGGUCUUUGGCUUGGAAGGCCUGCAGGUCCUGGAGAUGAGCCCGGAAAGAGAGAGCUGCCUGAGGUACAGGAUGGAGCUGAUCCCUCGAGAAAUCAGCCACCUGAGGAGCCUAACCCUUCUUUACAUGGACUCCAACAACUUGAAGGAGAUCCCUGCCGAGAUCGGCACCUUGAGCAACUUAGAGAGACUCACCCUCAGUAACAACCGCCUGACCUCUCUGCCACCAGAGAUCGGUGGCCUGGAAAAGCUACACAGCCUGCAUCUGGCCAACAACAACUUCACGGAACUGCCUGCCCAGGUCUGCCAGCUCAGACACCUCACUUUUUUGGAUGUCAGCGAUAACCAAAUAAGCACCCUCCCUCCCAGCAUUCAGCAUCUACAGAAGCUGGAGACGUUGCUGAUGCUGUUCAACUCUCUCGAGCAGCUGCCGGGGAACGUGUGUCUCUUAAGAAACUUGCGCACUCUGUGGCUGGGCUACAACCACCUAAGGGCCCUUCCUGAAAAUUUUGGAGCGCUGGUCAACUUGGACUGGGGAAAUAAUUACUGUUCGUGUAAUUUUGAGGGGAAUCCACUGGUACGUCCACCCCAAGAAGUAUGUGGCGGAGGCCCCGGAGUGAUCAGGGAGUACUUUGCUUCACCCUAUAGAGCAUUAGGAGAAUAG
Messenger RNA from Mauremys mutica (yellowpond turtle), 801 nucleotides. RefSeq names its product leucine-rich repeat protein SHOC-2-like. Gene Ontology annotation, molecular function: protein binding. The coding region runs from base 1 to 801 and encodes 266 amino acids. The transcript has a single exon. The record is from RefSeq and is a predicted model, not a curated record. Lineage: Eukaryota; Metazoa; Chordata; Testudines; Geoemydidae.